Brachypodium distachyon (stiff brome) is the source of this 2386-nucleotide messenger RNA. Its product is annotated as 65-kDa microtubule-associated protein 6. Gene Ontology annotation, cellular component: spindle; cytoplasm. The record is from RefSeq and is a predicted model, not a curated record. Gene Ontology annotation, molecular function: microtubule binding. Gene Ontology annotation, biological process: microtubule cytoskeleton organization. NCBI's taxonomy places the organism in Eukaryota, Viridiplantae, Streptophyta, Magnoliopsida, Poales, Poaceae. Bases 260 to 2104 code for a protein of 614 amino acids. The transcript is spliced from 9 exons.
CAUCAACUGGUCUCUCCCACGGCCACGGCUGCUGGCCGCACCCAUAUUAUACUCGCCGUGUGGCGUGUGCACAUCCACGGGCCACAGCGGCUACGUACAAAGCCAGGACCCCUGACCUUCCAGCUAUAUAUAUAUAUUUGCUCUCCAACCAACGCUUCCAUCAAUUCAACGGCGUCCUCUUGGAGACUCUUAAACCCUCUCCCGUGGACAGCCGGCCUUCUUCUCUCAACAGCCGCUCGCCCGCCGGAGAUAUACGAUCAUGGGAGAAGUCGCGGCGGAGCUGCUGUACAGCAUGGCGCCGAUGGUUCUGUGCACCGCCGGCGGCGUGGAGGCCGGCGGCGGCAGCUGCGGGCCCCUGCUCGCGGAGCUCAGGCAACUGUGGGGGGAGAUAGGGAAGAGCCGGGAGGAGAAGGAGCGGAUGGUGCACGAGCUGGAGGCGGAGUGCAUGCGUGUGUACCGCCGCAAGGUCGACGAGGCCACCGGGGAGCGCGCGCUGCUGCACCAGACGCUCGCCGCCAGCGAGGCCGAGAUCGCCGCCCUCACCGCUGCCCUCGGCGCCGACAACACCACCCAGUUCAAGGUGAACAAAUGGACCGUGUCACUGAACGAGCGGGUGUCGGCUGCAACAGCUCUGCUGGAGGAGCUGCGAGGGAUGAGAGAAGAACGGAGCAAGCAGUUCUCCGACAUCCGGUCGGAGAUCGAGAAGAUCACCUCUGAAAUCUCAGGAAAAAGCCACAGCGGCUACGACAGCUCCCCCCGGGCCGGCGACGGCCAUGACCUGACCGUCCGGAGGCUGAACGAGUAUAGGGCCCGCCUGUCGAACCUCCAGAAAGAGAAGUCGGAGCGGCUGCACAAGGUCCUGGAGCACGUGACGGAGGUGCACUCCCUGUGCGACGUGCUGGGGGAGGACUUCAUCGCGAUCGUGAACGAGGUCCACCCGGGCCUGCACGAGGCGGACCCAGGAAAGCCCACCAGCAUCAGCGACAGCACGCUCACGAGCCUGGCCCAGGUGGUGGCCAUGCUGGGCUCCGAGCGGGCCAAGCGGGCCGCCAUGCUGCGGGACGCCGUGGCGCCGCUGGUGGAGCUGUGGGAGCUGAUGGACUCUCCCGAGGAGGAGCGCCGGGGGUUCCGGAAGGCCGCGGCCGUCAUGAGGAAGGAGGAGCUGCAGUCCCUGUCUUCCGGCGUGCUGUCCAUGGCGACGAUCAAGAAGACGGAGGAGGAAGUCGAGCGGCUCACGAGGCUCAAGGCCGGCCGGAUGAAGGAGCUCGUGCUGAAACGGAGGCUGGAGCUGGAGAACAUCUGCCGCAGCAUGCACGUCGAGCCCGACGCCAGCACCGUGCCCGAGAAGUCCAUCGCGCUCAUCGAUUCCGGCCUUGUGAACCCCUCGGAGCUCAUGGCAAGCAUCGACGAGCAGAUCGCCAAGGCCAAGGAGGAGCUGCUGUCCAGGAAGGACAUCAUGGAGAAGAUCAACAAGUGGCUGCUGGCCUGCGACGAAGAGAAAUGGCUCGAGGAGCACAACUUGGAUGAGAACAGAUUCAGUACUGGCAGGACUGCACGUCUGAACCUGAAACGCGCCGAGAAAGCGAGGGUUGUCAUCAUGAAGAUCCCAGCUGUUGUUGAUAACUUGAUGAGUCGGACACUGGCAUGGGAGAGCGAAAGGAAGAAGCCUUUUCUGUACGAUGGGGCUCGCCUUGUCGCCGUGCUGGAAGAGCACAAGCAAGCCAGGCUGAGGCAGGAAGAGGAGAGGAGGCGACUCCGGGAGCAGAAGAAGCUGCGCACUCUGUUCAGCGAGAAGGAGACGAUGCCUCGCCUGAAGCGGCCCGGCAGCAGCAGCAGCAGCAGCGCCGGCUUCAGCAGGACGCCGGAGCCGGGGUACAUGAGCCGGAAGAGGGUCGACGGCGGCAGGCUGACGUGCUCCGCGCCGUCCAUGCGCAGCAGCAGCAGCAGCGGGUCCAGCUGCAACGCCGGCGAGCUCGUCAGGCCGCGGUCGUCGGCGUCGGGCGCCGCGAGGCGGAUCUCCUUGGGAGCGGCGUUCAACUACGCCGCCGCCGCCGUGUCGUCCAAGGCGGGCAGCAUGUCUUCCUCGCUGGCGUCCAUGUCCUGAUUCCUGAACUACUCACGGUGAAGCCGCAUCUCAGCUGCUGCUGCUGCUUCUUCUCGCCGGCCUCUGCUCAUUUUUCGGUCUUCCUAUUUGUCGUUCUUUUACAGGGGAGUAAUCGUUUAGGAUGAUGCAGGACGGAAAAUUCGUUUGUUGUCUACGUGUAAUUCAACGAUGCUUUUGUAAUCGAGUGUUGUUUGUGCAACCCAUGUUCUUUUUAUCACGGAGUAUCCGUAUGUAAAUAGUUUAUCGACACGAUUAUAAUGUCGGAUCAAUUUCUUUCCCCGA